Patella vulgata (common limpet) is the source of this 1487-nucleotide messenger RNA. RefSeq lists its product as uncharacterized. NCBI's taxonomy places the organism in Eukaryota, Metazoa, Mollusca, Gastropoda, Patellidae. The record is from RefSeq and is a predicted model, not a curated record. The coding region runs from base 122 to 1051 and encodes 309 amino acids. The transcript has 7 exons.
GUAUGACCGGCGGCGUUUUGUGUCUGUCUAUUUAAUGAGGACGGUAGACACAAUUCGUCACAUCAGCUCGGUGAAUUAGACAGUGUUACACGAGAGUUGUAAGAGACAGAUUCUUAUUACCAUGAUUGCCAUUCGUAACGUUGUUGUUUUAGCUGCUUUCUUCGGGUUUUCAGUUGCCCAAGUUUCAGAUUGUAACAGUCCACCAGAGUGUUAUUUCCCUCAACAAUUGAAUACACAAACAUGCCAGUGUUACUGUACCUACCAACCGUCUUCCGACCCUACUAAAUACGAGGUCGUCAUCCCCAAUUAUCCUUCUAUUGAAAUGAACUGCCCAGUUACUUUAGUAUGGAAUCAAACUUUAUGCCAAUGUGGGGAAGAUAUGAGAGGUCUUCCAACAGCUCCAACGGUUGGCGGAAACACUGUAACUUGUCAAACACUCGUUGAUCUAAGAGGUAACGGCACGCAGUUUGUUAAUUUUGCCAACUAUUACAGUAAGAAUGAGAAUUACCAAGAUAUCUUAUUGGAAAAGGUAGAUGGCGCCUCUAACGUAGAUGGUGCUGCUAACUUUAAAGGUAUCUCCCUUUACUUACCUGUAUUUAAAUACAACGACUUAACUGGAACAGCCAUGAUGAAAUUAAGAGUGCGACCAACAGAAGAAACUGGCCACAUCUACAAGAAUAACGACCAAGUUAUUCUGUCUAAUGCCUGUACUGGCAGUCCAGCCGCCAUCGAACUUACCUAUAGUCCAGCACAACGUAACUUUACAUUGACCAUCCACACCAGUGGCUCCAACCAAGAGAUGUGUGAAAACAUUGCAGCUAGCCCAAACGGAUGGUAUGAUAUCGAUGUUUCUAUAUUGAAUGGUUCUACUGCUUGGUCUAUAAAUGGAAUAGCCUGUCCUCAAAUCACUGGAUCAGGUUCUAUUAAGAAAACCGAAUGUGGUUUGACAGUUGGUGGAAACCCUGUCGCCUCCAACGACAGUGAAGAUUUUUACGGCCAUAUUGAUAGUGUUAAGAUUGUCAAACACUGUGACACCGAGAAGAUGGCAUAAGACACAAACUAGACCUCAAGUUCUAUAGAUGAAAUCUUAAUGGAGAAAGUCCUUCAAAACAUUACUGUAAAUUAAUUGCUAUAUAUAUUGAAUUAAUUCAAAUUAUUUGUAUUAAGUCCCACUUUAAUGUAAUGUAUUUAUUUGUAUAUUUUGUACGCGUAUAUUUAUCAUUUUUUAAUAGAUUUCGGUAUUCUAAACUUACACCCUUAGAUUUGAUAAUGAUAAUUGAUAAUUAUUUCUUACUGUAAUACACUUUAUAAUGCAAAAGUACAAAAAAAGAGUUUGUUAGCUAUCCACGAACAUUCCAAACAUUGUCCAUGUGUACCCUGUCGAAUUAUUAUUAAUAGUAAUAAUUUCUAUUCAAGCCAUCUGAAGUAAACAUAAUUCAUAUAUAUUUGACAUAGCACCAAUCGCAUUGAAUUAAGGGUUUCCUCAA